GAAAGAUAUGCUAUACAAUUUUUUCUGUGCCUUGCAUUUUUCACUCAAGAAUAAGUCUUGGGCCUCUCGCCUCUGAAUUUUCUUUUCUUGUGAGAGUGCCAACAUGUUCUCUUACAUAUGAAUCUACUAAAUUUUCUACCUGCUUACUCUAAAAAAAAAAAAUAAGUCUUGGGCGUUUUCCUUUGUCAUAACAUAUGUUCUUUUCAACUGCUGUACAGUCUUCUGUGCUGUGGAGUCUCUGUAGCUUGUGGAGCUGUCCCCUUAUUGUGAACAUGGAGGUUAUUUCCAAUUUUCCUCUGUUGUGAACCUGUUCAUUCGCACCUCCCCAGCACAGUGUGAAUAUUCCUUAGAGCAGACGAAGCAGGGUUGCUGGGUUAAAGGGGGGGGGGCGCUCUCUGCUGCCCCUGAAGUGGUUAUGCCAGCUUACAUUCCCAUAUCUGAGAGCACCAUUUUAUUUCCUGAAACCUGAAUAACCUUGAUAUUAUCUUAAACUUAAAAAGUACUGAUCUGAUAAACAAGAGAACUUAUUUUACCAUCAUUUCCUUGAUUGCUUGAAUAUGUUUUCAUGCAUCUACUGUCCAUUUUUAGUAUUCUUGUGAAUUGCCUAUUUGUAUUCUUCUCAGGGGAAAAAAGUGGGUAACUCUGACUACAUCAAAAUUUAAAACUUGUUCACCUCAGGACACCAUCAUCAGAGUUAAAAAGACAAAUAACCAGCUAGAAGAAAAGCACUGCAACAUGUAUAGUAGGCUCAAGGUUACUAACUGCAAUGUACAAAGAAUGUCUACAAAUCAGUAAGAAAACGGCAAACAACCAGUAGAAAAUGGGCAAAGGGUCUGAACCCUUUCAAAUUAUACAGGGCCAGAAAAGAAAAGCCUCUUGCCCAAGAUCACACAUGCAGCAAAUAAUCAGUAAAGCUGUGUCUUGGGCCCAGGCCUCUCUACUAAACUCAGGCUUUUUCUACCACCUCAUUCUCACUCAGAUGGUGAAGAGGCAGAUGGCAUUCCCAUUUACUCAUCCAGCCUACAUCUAUUGAGCACCUGUCACGUUCCAUGGCCAGGAAUUAGGAGUGCCAAGUCUAGGGAAGAAGAAAGCAGUGAACUGAAUCAUGGAUGGGACAGAGGAUGCUGGGGAGGAAGGAGGGAGCAAGGGCUGCAGGAGCUAGGGUUGGGGGACACCCAGGCCCUGUCUCCUCCAUCCUGAUCAGCUUGUGCUCCAUCUCUUGCAGAGUCAGGGCUGGACUACUACCCACCUUCUCAGUACCUGCUGCCAGUGCUGGAGCAGGAUGGAGCUGAGAACCCCCAGGACAGCCCUGAUGGGCCCACUGACAGAUUCUCAAGGGAGGAGGUAGAGUGGCAGAUUUUCAGACUAUGAGAAGAGGAAGGAACAGAAGAUGCUGGAAAAACUGGAGUUUGAACGGCGCCUGGAACUCGGGCAGCGGGAGCAUGCUCAGCUCUUUCAGCAGAGCAAUAGUCAGAAGGACGAGAUCCUUCAAUCGGUCAAAGAGGAACAGUCCCGACUGGAGCAGGGCCUGAGUGAGCGCCAGCGUUACCUUGACGCUGAGCGCCAGCGGCUGCAGGAGCAGCUGAAGCAGACUGAGCAGAACAUCUCCACCAGGAUCCAGAAGCUCCUGGAGGAGAAUCAGCGACAAAAGAAAAAUUCGGAGAUUUUGAAGUCACUGGAAAAUGAGAGAAUAAGGAUGGAGCAGUUGAUGUCUAUAACCCAGGAGGAGACAGAGAACCUGCGACGACGUGAGAUUGCCUCCGCCAUGCAGCAGAUGCUGACCGAGAGCUACCAGCUCAUCCAGGUGGCCUAUGAGUCUCAGAGGCAGAACUUGGUCAAGCAGGCCUGUUCCAGCAUGGCCGAAAUGGAUGAGCGGUUUCAGCAGAUUCUGUCCUGGCAGCAGAUGGACCAGAAUAAAGCCAUCAGCCAGAUCCUGCAGGAGAGUGCGAUGCAGAAGGCUGCAUUUGAGGCUCUCCAGGUGAAGAAAGACCUGAUGCAUCGGCAGAUCAGGAACCAGAUUAAAUUAAUAGAAACUGAGUUAUUGCAGCUGACACAGCUGGAGUUAAAGAGGAAAUCCCUGGACACAGAGGCACUUCAGGAGAUGAUCUCGGAGCAGCGUUGGGCCCUCAGCUCCCUGCUGCAACAGCUGCUCAAAGAAAAGAAGCAGCGAGAGGAAGAACUCCGGGAAAUCCUGAUGGAGUUAGAAGCCAAAAGUGAAACCAAGCAGGAAAAUUACUGGCUGAUUCAGUACCAACGGCUUUUGAACCAGAAACCCUUGUCCUUGAAGCUGCAAGAAGAAGGCCUGGAGCGCCAGCUGGUGGCCCUCCUAGUGGAGCUGUCGGCCGAGCACUACCUGCCUGUCUUUGCCCACCACCGCAUCUCGCUGGACACGCUGAGCCGGAUGAGCCCCGAGGACCUGGCCAAGGUGGGCAUCUCAGAAACUGGCCUGCAGCAUGAGAUCCUACACAGAGUCCAGGAGCUGCUGGACGUGGCCAGGAUCCCAGAACUAAAACCACCUAAGGGUGAGGUCCUCAGGCCUCCGGAGCCUCCCACUGCUCCCCAGGAGCCUCCUGAGUUGGUGAGGCCAUCGGCGCCUCCUGCAGAACUGGAGGCGCAGAUCUCGGAAUGCGUCGUGUGCCUGGAACGGGAGGCACAGAUGAUCUUCCUCAACUGCGGCCACGUCUGCUGCUGCCAGGAGUGCUGCCAGCCGCUGCGCACGUGCCCUCUGUGCCGCCAGGAGGUCACCCAGCGCCUCCGGAUCUACCACAGCGGCUGAGCGCCAGCCACCCAGCCCAGGCCAGCCCCUCUGGCCCUGCCCCUACCACGGGCAGACCCAGGGCUCCAGCUCACCCCCACCCCCUGCUCUAGCCGGAUAAGUCUGAGGCUUCCCUCCCUCUGCCCUGGCCCCUGGCCCCACAGCCCAGGGUGGGGAGAAAACUUUGAUCUCCAAGCACGCCUGGGCUGGGGUGGGAAAGUUCCUGAUCAAUGCUAGACCUGAUCCAAAUACUGUGCACAAAGGGAAAAGGGCUGGCUCUGCUUCGAACAGGGUCCCUCUCAGCCCGGGGCCAGGCCUGGGGGACGGAGAAGCAGCUGUGCCACCGCCUGAGCAAGGGAAUGAGCGUGCUGGCCAUCGUGGCUCGACCACUGCCUAGCUGUCUGGUCGUGGGCAGGUCACGCAGUCCAGGAGCCUCAGUGUCCUCACCUGUAAAGUACAGACUGUGUGGUGGGAGUGAGGAGUGUCCUGGCUGAGGAUGGGGAAGGCCACAGGCUAUGGGGGCUGUCCUCUCACUGGCCAGCCAGAGUGUGUCCAGAGCAGGCCUUGUGCCCACAAGCAAAGGCAGUUCCUCCUCGCCUCCCUCUCUACUCCUGAACCCUUUGGGGCCCCUCCUUCCUCUCCAGAUCUGCACCUCCUCGCAUCCCAUGCAGCUUCAGGGCAGACAAUGAGCUUUGCAGACCCAAAGCAGUCAAUAAAUCCACUUCCAGCAUCCCGAGUGAUCACUGGGUCCUCAU
This is a messenger RNA of Choloepus didactylus (southern two-toed sloth), 3510 nucleotides long. It is a transcript of the gene LRSAM1, whose product is annotated as leucine rich repeat and sterile alpha motif containing 1. NCBI's taxonomy places the organism in Eukaryota, Metazoa, Chordata, Mammalia, Pilosa, Megalonychidae. Bases 1391 to 2776 code for a protein of 461 amino acids. Gene Ontology annotation, molecular function: protein binding; ubiquitin-protein transferase activity. The transcript is spliced from 16 exons. Gene Ontology annotation, biological process: protein ubiquitination. The record is from RefSeq and is a predicted model, not a curated record.